AUGAGACUAUCCGUUAGUGAUAAGGGUGGAGAGUUUGUUGUAAUUUCCCAUCAGUUAGAUGUGGAGAUAACGAAAAAGCAUCUUGAAGAUGCUUCGCUUUAUCGCCCAUCAUUUGAGAAGGAGUUCAAAAGUAAAUACCGAAAAUUGAACCACGAAUGGGCCAAAAUGGCAAGGGCUGCUGGUUUAAAACCAUCAGUUAUCUCUCAACUAAAAGUUGACUUACCAACAUCCCAUCUUACGAAUACCCAGAUGUUUCUGGAUCGUCUACGUACUGCGCAGCCCAACAGCGCGUGCGUGAUGGAGUCCUUCGACGUUACUGCCCUUUACACAAACGUGUUGAAUGACUCCACAAUGCAAGCCAUAUUCGAAUUCCUUGUACAACACCAAGAAAGAAUAAACAUAGAGUACUACGCUCAAAUAAGAGGGUUGGCAAUGGGACAACGACUGGCACCAAGUCUUGCCAUAGCGUUUAUGUCUAAGGUGGAAGCACCGGUGACCGAUCUCGGGCCGCUACUCUACUUCUGCAUUGAGAACAGCGGAGUAUUUGCUAGCACACCCGGUGCUGGACCAUACUAUGUAAAACCACACAGCGUAGGACCGACGUUAAAGUGCUCGGUAAGAAGUAAAUUCGCUGAUCGAACCCGAUACCAAGUACAGUGGCAAAAGUACAACAAAGGCAGCCUAAGAUACAUAUCGAUCGGCGACCAGUUGCAUGACAGCGUACAUUUCGAACUAGUCGGUGAUAUGUCAAAGGGAGUCUAUGAUCUAAAGCUUAAAGAAGUUGCGAUAGAGUCCGUGAUUGGUUCCUAUUACUGCACCGUACUUGAUCGCCAACAAACCGAGCAGUACCAAGCGGAUCCCAUUGAAGUUGUUGCUUUAGUCCCGCCAAGUGAGCCGAUCAUCACUGAAUCACCAUCAAAAGCUGUUACCCACGGUGAUAGCGUUACGUUCAAAUGUGUUUCCACAGGUGGAAGUCCACCUCCUACAAUAAGUUGGACUUUCUUAAACGGUAGCACAGCAGAUGAGAGGAAUGUGAAUACACUGCUUCGUGGGACCGAGUCUGAAAGCACACUACACUUUCGUGUUCGAUCUGAAGAUAACGGUGUUUACGUAGUGUGUGCUGUCACUAAUAAGGCUAUAGAGUUGGAACAGCCGAAAGAGGCAAGGUCGCCUAGAUUGAAUGUUCUAUUCAAGCCACGCGUGCGGCUAUCUCCUGACCAAGAUAUCGCUGUUGAGGAAGGGCAUCACGUCGACCUCGUCUGUGAUGCUGACUCAAAUCCAUAUCCUCCAAGUUAUGAGUGGAGGCAUUUGGCACUGGGUGAAGUUUAUGCCGCUUCGAAGUGGACAGUGUUGGCUAGUCGUAACAUGAGUGGCGAUUUCGAAUGUCGCGCUAGUAACAUUGUUGGGGAAGGAAGUGCUAUUCUCACUCUUAAUGUGCAAUACGCUCCUGUUGUGACAACUAAGCCGAAGUAUAACCCAAGAGAAGGGGAGCGACUUCAAAUUGAGUGUUCUGUGGAUGCAAAUCCUCAAGCGGCAGAUGUGAGAUGGAGUGGACCACAAGGUUUCAUCUGUGAUGGGCCAAUCUUGGUUUUGAAAAGCGUGUCCAGGGAACAGACCGGCAAUUAUACAUGCUCGGCAACAAAUUAUCUCAGCAUCUACGGAGAAUCAGGCUCUCAAACCCGGAUAGGAUCUGCUGUGACGGUUAUAGACGUGCAACGACCACCUGGUCGAGCCGAUAUCUCUCCUGCUAGACUAAGUGUUAUCGUAGGUGGUACAAUCAGUCUUACAUGUUCCGCACAUGACCCUGGAAGCCCAUCAGGAAGUUUUAAGCUGACAGUCAGGAAUGUUCAACUUGCUGAUAAUGGCCGUUAUCGCUGUCGUGCUGACAACAUUCAUGGAGAAGGGAAAGAAGCUGUUGUUGAUGUCACUGUUAUUGAACCGGCAUGGAUUUCUCGUCAUCUAACGAAAGAACUUACUUUGAAAUUGGACCAGUCAGCUGGCAGGCUAGAAUGUGAAGCGAAAGGUUUUCCAGCUCCAAGUUUUCAAUGGUUUAAGGAUAGUGAGCCGGUCGUUACGAAGCGUUACAAGAUCGAAAGCGUCAUUGUGAAGUCAAGCUGUUCAUCAGGAGAUUACUGCUCUCAAACUGUCACCAGCACAUUACUGUUUACGAAACCAUUGAAAUGGGCAGACAAGGGCAACUAUUCUUGUCGGACAACGAAUGGCGCUGAUCAGAAAGACGUAGAUGACACUUCGUGGACCGUUAUACGAGUCAAUCAUGGGCCAGUCAUUCUGAAUCAGCGAUUCCCGGAAGAGGGACUUGCAGCUGCAGAUGUGGGCACCAUGGCUCGCUUGCGAUGUAUUGUUUCUGCUCGUCCUGAACCAAAGUCUUUCAGUUGGAUGUUCAACUCUGUUCCUAUCGAAGAAAGUGGAAGGUAUUCUUUUCAAAUUGUGCAGCAUUACAACCGCGAUGAGUACGAGCAUAUUCUACAAAUUUCUGAUGCUACUGAAAGUGACUACGGAUCGUAUAUGUGUCGGGUGGCGAACGGUAUCGAUAAGGCAGAAGUGAUUAUUAGGUUGACGCGUACAAUGACUCCACAUGUCCCAACUAAUCUUCGAAAAUUAUCGGCUACACCAAAUUCCUUGUCAAUAGGUUGGGUGCCUGGUUUUGAUGGAGGAUUCGAUCAGUCAUUUGUGGUUGAAUAUAGAAGUUUAAAUCCAUUCACUGAAAGCUUUGGAAAAGGAGACGUAUCAACAGUAGAAGUGAGAAAUACAUCGCGAGUUGAACACAUACAGGAUGACGGGACAACAUUGUGGUUUUUGAGCUCUAACCUAACUGGACUGAAUCCAUUGUCGUCCUACUACUUUCGUCUUCGUGCUAAAAACAAAAAGGGUUUUUCCGAUUUUUCCCAGCUCGUAAUUGCUACUACAAAUGACGUUAACGAGGAUCCGAACAUGUUAGCACCUUCCACUCUAAGUUUUGAUUUGAUGCGGAAAUCAAUCGUUGUUGAGCCUCAUCCACCUCCAGACGACUGCACAUUACUUUAUGUAUCUUCUGGCGACACAUGGCGUUCUGCUGACUGUUACCCGCAUGAUCAAGUUAUCACCGAUCUACCUGGAGGAACUCUCUUCAGAGCCCGAUUCUGCUCACGUGAACAUGUUCUUCGUUGUUCAAAGUUGUCCCAUAUAUUAGAGGCCAAUUCAAUUGGUAGUGCUUGGCGCUUGGUAUUAGUAAUUCCCACACUUGUGCUGGCAUUCUUCGUUAUUCUGGUUUGCGUUCUCCUUGUUUUCUGUUGUCGCACCCGUAUACCGUCGAAAAGUGUCAAAAAAAGGCCAAAGGAGGCAACUGCAAUGCCGGAAUCAGAUGUUAAAAACACUGCAGUUCAUGGCUCGCAGGCAGACAGCGGUGUUUUCACUUUGGAUUCGAGCAAACUGAAAUCGACAUUACCCAUGCACAAUUACUCGAGUGACGAGACAGCAACCGAAAAUUGGACGAGUGACCGAUAUGACACUUCGAAUGACCAGUAUCUUAAUGAAACAACAGGCAUAAUGGACGGUCAGAAUGAGGAGAACAGUUACUCUGGAGCAGAAGACGAAAUCGGUCGUCGCGUAAUACGAGAGAUAAUUGUGUGA
Molecule: messenger RNA, 3630 nt
Organism: Angiostrongylus costaricensis
Lineage: Eukaryota; Metazoa; Nematoda; Chromadorea; Rhabditida; Metastrongylidae
Source: the annotation of a GenBank genome assembly